AUGGCUGAAGAAAUAGCUAUCAGUACUGCUGCGGGACUUGCAUCAAAUGCUACAGAGUCGGGAUAUGAUUUUCUUGAACAGCAGAUAUCGUAUGUGUUCAAGUACCAGAGCUACAUCAACGACCUCAAAAAACAAGUUCAGGAUCUCAGAAAUAAAAGGGAAACAGUAGAAAAACCUGUAGAAUUGGCUGAAAGACAGGGGGAAGAGAUUUAUAAAGCUGUUAAGAAAUGGCUGAGUGAUGUAGAUGAGUUCACUGAAAGGGUAGAAAAGGCCAUCAUUGAGGAUGAGGAUAAAGCAAACAAGGGUGGCUGUUUCAAAUUGGGGUCAUGUCCUAAUUUGAUUCAACGUUACAAGCUUGGAAAGCAAGCAAUGAAAGCCAAAAUGGAUGGUGCCGAUUUGCUGAGGAAAGGCAAUUUUAGUAGUGUUUCCUACCGUCCUGCUCUACAGAGGACAGAAUCCAUGUAUGUUAGAGACUAUGAGACGUUUGAUUCUAGAGAGCAAGCUUUCCGGGAAAUCAUGGAGGCAUUGCAGGAUGUUAAUGUUAACUUGAUUGGGGUUUAUGGGAUGGGAGGUGUGGGCAAAACCACUCUAGUUAAGAAAGUAGCUUGGGAAGCAAAGAAAAACAAGUUAUUUGAUGAGGUGGUCAUCGUUGAGGCAACGCAAACCCCAGACUACAAAAGAAUUCAAGAAAAAGUUGCUUAUGAGUUAGGCCUGGAAUUUAGGCAGGAGGGUGAAUAUCAGAGAACUGAUCUACUACGAAACAGGAUAAGGAAGGAGAAGAAUUUACUAAUAAUUUUAGAUAAUAUUUGGACGAAACUUGACUUGGAUGCAAUUGGAAUUCCUUUUGGUGCUGUUGGGAGAGAAAAAGAUGAGAAGAUCAGGCCGUGCACAAAAGUUGAGUCGGAUACAAUUGGAAUUCCUCUCGGUGAUGUUGAGAAAGAAAAAGAUGAGAAGAUCAGGCCAUGCACAAUAUUGUUAACUUCUAGAAAUCGAGAUUUAUUAAGCAAAGAUAUGAAGACCCAGAAGGACAUAUUCAUUGGUCCUCUAUCUAAUGGAGACGCGUGGAAUAUGUUUCGCAAGAUUGUGGGUGAUGCUGUUGAAAGCUCUGAUUUUCGUCCUGUAUCAGAUGAGAUUGUUAAGAAAUGUGAUGGUUUACCGGUAGCAAUUUCACUAAUUGCCAAUGCAUUGAAAAAUGAGAGUCUUCAUGCCUGGGAUGAUGCCUUGGCUCAACUUAAAAGGUCUAAUCCAAGACGUAUUAUAGGUAUGAAUGAAACUUUGUAUUCUAUGACAGAGCUGAGUUACGAAUUUCUGAAAAAUGAGGAAGCUAAAUCAUUAUUUCUUCUUUGUGCUCUCUACAAUGCCGGUGAUACUGUGUUUAUUGAUGACCUAUUAAGAUAUAGCAUGGGUUGGAAUUUGUUUGAAGAUGAUUAUACGUUGGAAGAAGGAAGGAAUAGAUUGCACAGGUUGAUAGAUCAUCUCAAAGCUUCUUCUUUAUUGUUGGAUGGUACCUAUGACAAUACAGUUAAAAUGCAUGACAUUAUUCAUGCUGUUGCUGUAUCGAUUGCAUCAACAGAGAAGUUGAUGUUUAAUAUUCAAAAUGUCACCGACUUGAAAGAAGUGUUGGGGGAGAGAAUAUCAAAAUAUUCGACUGCCAUAUCUUUGCCUUGUAGAAAUAUCAAUGAUGAUCUUCCUGAACGGUUAGAAUAUCCAAAACUGAAGUUAUUCUUCCUAUUUGGUAAAAAUCACUCUCUGCAAAUUGCAGAUGCUUUUUUCGAAAAGACGAAAGAACUUAGAGUUUUAAGUCUCCAUGGAUUGCGAUUCUUGCCAUUACCUUCAUCCAUUUCUUUCCUAAAAAACCUUCAAACAUUGUUUCUAAAAUCCUGCAUAUUAGAGGAUAUAAGAAUACUCGGAGAGCUAAGUAAAUUAGUAAUUCUUAGCUUGGUCGAGUCUAAUAUUGAAGAGUUGCCUACAGAAAUCGGACAAUUGACUCGGUUGAAGUUGUUAGAUUUGAGCAAUUGCUUAAACCUUAAAUACAUUGCCACAAACGUCAUCUCCUCCUUGUCUCAAUUGCAAGAAUUAUAUAUGGGCAAUAGCUUUGUUGAAUGGGAAGUUGAAGGAGUCGAUAAUCAAGGACGGAGAAAUGCUAGUCUUGAAGAGUUGAAGUGGUUGUCUAACCUAACAGCUUUACAUCUUCAUAUUCAGGAUGCUCGAGUUAUGCCACAAGACUUGUUCUUCAAGAAACUGAAGAGUUUUAAAAUAUUUAUAGGAGAUAAAUGGAAGUGGUCUAUUAAAUUUGACCUUUCAACUUCAAGAAUGUUGAAACUCAAGAUCGAUGAUAGUAUUCAUUUGGGGCAUGGGGUCAAAAGUUUGUUGAAGAUGACCGAAGAUCUCUUUCUAGAAGGAACGAGUGGUGUUAGAAAUGUUAUUUAUGAACUCAGUAUGGAUGGUUUUCAACAUUUAAAGCAUCUGCAUGUACAAGAUGAUCUUGAGGUUUUAUAUAUCAUUAACUCAGUUGCUUGGAAACUAGUCUUUCCCAACUUAGAGUCCUUGAUUCUUGGUAAUUUGAUUAAACUGGAGAAUAUAUGUCAUGGUCAACUCAAUGCAGGGUCUUUCAGAAAAUUAAGGAUCAUAAAAAUAGAAAAAUGUGAUAAAUUAGAGUAUCUCUUUGCAUUUUUCAUAGCAAAAAACCUUGUGCAGCUACAAAAAAUUGAAGUGACUAAUUGUAAGAACCUAAAAGAGAUUUUUGGUGAAGGUGAUGAAAUUGAAACAAAUAAUCAGACUGAGCUCAAUCAGUUGUGUUCUCUGACACUACAACGUUUGCCCAAAUUCAUAAAGAUCAGCUCUGACAUGAGGGUUGUCUUUCCAAGAUUGGAGAACUUGAAAGUAUGUUCAAUUAAUUUUGAGAAUACAUGCAUUCAUCAACCUCUAGCAAUGUUUCAUUAUAGUCAAUGCCUAAAAAGCUUAACUGUGGAGGACUGUAAUGACUUGAAAUUUUUGUUUUCAUUCUCUAUGGUCAAAAGUCUAAAUCAACUCCAAGAGCUUUUGAUAAGCAAUUGUAAGUCAAUGAAAGUAAUAAUUGACUCAGAAGGAGUACAAAAAGAGGAAAAGAUAAUCGAUAUGAGUUUUCCUAAACUAUUAUACAUGAAGCUCAAAGUUCUUCCAAAACUCACAAGUUUUGGUGCAGGAAAUUUGAUUGAAUUCCCUUUCUUAAAAGAACUUCACAUUGAGCAUUGCCAUAAUUUGAAGACAUUCUUCUGCAAAUCUGUAUAUCCAGAAACAAAGGGAAAAGCUAAGGAAGAGGUGAACUCAGAGAAUGACUUUAUCAACGUAAACCCACUCUUCGAUGAAAAGGUUGCUUUUCCAAGCUUGGAGAAGAUGGUGCUCUUGCACUUGGAUAGCUUGCAGCUGAUAUGGCACAACCAAACACUCCAUGUUGAAUCCUUUUGCAAACUAAAAGUAGUUAGAGUCGAAUCAUGUGAAAAGUUGUUAACUAUUGUUCCAUCUAAUGCUCAAGGACAUCUCACCUUUCACAAUUUGGAGAUAUUGAAAGUUAAUAAUUGUUCAAGUAUGAAAAGUCUCUUUCCAGUUUCUACCGCUACUUGUCUCAUGCAACUUAAAAACCUGCUGAUAUGCUCUUGUGGGUUGGAGAAAAUUGUUUCUGAGGAAGAAGUUAAUGGGGCCCCAAUAUUUUUGUUUCCACAAUUAACCUGCAUCCACCUUAUAAAUUUACAGGAACUGAAAUGUUUCUACCCGCGGUUGCAUGCAGUAGAGUGGCCAAUGUUAAAAUUUUUGAUUGUGCAUAAUUGCAGGAACAUAAAUUUAUAUGCUUCUGAAUUUCCAAACUUUCAAGCCAGAGGCGGGGAGAGGCAGCCUGCCCUUUUUUUGUUAGAAAAGGUCAUACCAAAUUUGGAACUGUUGGGAUCGGACGCACGUGACUUCAAAUUGACAUUCCUGCGCUCUGAAAUGGUUGAGAGCUUUGGCAAGCUUAAAAUACUUUGGCUGGCUUAUUUUGAUGAUGAAUUUGUUGCUUCUUUGUUCGAUUUCCUUCAAAAAUUAAAUUGUUUGGAGUCACUUAAUUUUGCCAAAUGUAGUUUCAAAGAGGAUUUUCUAGGGAACACAUUUCUUCCAAAUCUUCAAAUGCUACAAGUACGAAGAUGUCAUUGUUUGACAAUUUUAAUGUCAUCUGCAAUGUCUUUCAAAAAUCUUGAAACUCUAGAGGUAUACAAUUGUGAUGGAUUAGCCAAGGUACUAACAAGUGAAGCAGCCAAAAGUUUUGUCAAUCUCACAACAAUGAGAAUAAGAGAGUGCAAACUGUUGAUAGAGGUAAUGGCAAAGGAGGGAGACAAAGAAGAAGAGAUUGUUUUUGGCAAAUUGAAAGUUUUGGAGCUUCACUAUUUAUCAAGCCUUGCAUUCUUCUGCUCAGCCAAUUAUUCUUUCCAAUUCCCUUGUUUGAAGCAAGUUAUUGUGAGUCAAUGUCCAAAAUUGAACAUCUUUUCGCAAGGAGUUUUAAGCACACCAUUGCUAAAAAAAGUACAAUUGACUGAGUCAGAUGAUGAUGUAGAAUAUUUUUGGAAGGAUGAUCUCAAUUCUACCAUUCAACAAAUAUUUACAGAUUUGGUUGGCUUUCGUAACCUUGAACAUUUGACACUCUCAGAAUUCCCUAGCAUGAAAGAAAAAUUAUGGAAUGGCCAGUUGCCAAUGGACAUAUUUUGGAAUUUAAAGUUGCUAGUGGUGGAAAAAGUUUCAGAUAUAUCAAGUGGUAUUCCAUUGAAUGUGUUAUGCCGCUUCAAAAAUCUGGAAUUGUUAGAGGUAAAAAGUUGUGAGUCACUAGAACAGGUGUUUGAUUUGGAGGUAAAUCAUCAAGAAAUUUUGGGCUUAAAGAAAUUCAGAUCAUUGAAAAUUGACAAUUGUAACAGCUUGAAAUAUAUAUUGACUCCAUCUGUACUAUUGGUCCUUGUUCAACUCAAAGAGAUAAAAGUGAAAAGCUGUGCUUUGAUAGAAGAAAUCAUCAAAAGCGACGGGGAGAAAGAUGUGGAAAGUGAUAAACUUAUAAUCCCUCUAUUGAACUCUGUCAUGUUUGAGUCACUGCCUAAUUUGACAAGCUUCUAUUCUGGAAGUACAAUUUUGAAAUUUCCUCCCUUGCAAACUAUUAUUGUUAAGGACUGUCAAAAGAUCUAUAUGAAGGAGCUCAGUAUUCAUCUUUCAUCCCUUUUAGCUGUUAAGGUUGUGUUACACAGCUUGGAAACAUCUUCUUACUUCCGGAAUUUAACAAUCUUGGUUAUUGAUGGCUUUGAUCAUUUGCAAUAUCUAUUCCCAUCUUCUAUGGUGAAAAGUCUUUUCAAACUAAGGGAGUUUGAGAUAUCUAAUUGUAUGUCAAUGGAAAGAGUAAUAGAUGAAGAUGAAGGGAGAACAGAAAUGAUGUUGUUUCCUAAACUGUACCAGUUGAAGCUUAGAGAUCUUCCGAAACUCACAACAUUCUGCAACUCCAGAGCAAAUUCUGUUGAAAUGUCUUCCUUAUACAGACUCUGGAUUGAUAAUUGUCCUGGUUAG
Mangifera indica (mango) is the source of this 5550-nucleotide messenger RNA. RefSeq lists its product as uncharacterized. The transcript is spliced from 7 exons. Bases 1 to 5550 code for a protein of 1849 amino acids. NCBI's taxonomy places the organism in Eukaryota, Viridiplantae, Streptophyta, Magnoliopsida, Sapindales, Anacardiaceae. Gene Ontology annotation, molecular function: ATP hydrolysis activity; ADP binding. The record is from RefSeq and is a predicted model, not a curated record.